This is a messenger RNA of Eubalaena glacialis (North Atlantic right whale), 776 nucleotides long. It is a transcript of the gene PCTP, whose product is annotated as phosphatidylcholine transfer protein. Lineage: Eukaryota; Metazoa; Chordata; Mammalia; Artiodactyla; Balaenidae. The record is from RefSeq and is a predicted model, not a curated record. Gene Ontology annotation, molecular function: phosphatidylcholine intramembrane carrier activity; phosphatidylcholine binding.
AUGGCCUCUGCUGCCUGCUGCUUCUCCGAGGAGCAGUUCAGGAAUCUCUGCGCAGAGCUCCAGCAGCCCGGGGUAGGCGGGGCCGGCUGGGAGCUGCUGGUGAAGAGCAUGGGCGUCGGCAUCUAUAGGCAGCUGAACCAACCAACUGGACAUUAUAAGGCCUUUGGUGUUCUGGAUGAUUUCCCACAGGAUCUACUUGCAGAUGUCUAUAUGGACUUCAACUAUAGAAAAGGGUGGGAUGAAUUUGUUAAAGAAAUUUAUGAAACAGAAUGCAGCAGAGAGGCAGUGGUCUACUGGGAAGUGGAGAGCCCUUCUCCCAAGUUCAACAGAGAUUACGUCUAUGUGAAUCAGUGGCAGGAGCUGGACUUUAAGGAGAAGAUCCAUGUGAUCCUGGCCCAGAGCACCUCCAUGCCGCAGUUUCCAGAGAAGUUGGGCGUGAUCCAGGUGAGGCAGUUCAAACAGAGGCUGGCGAUCCAGAGCAAUGGCAAGACGGGGAGCAAAGUUUUCAUGUAUUACCUUGAUAACCUGGAUUGCCCAGUUCUGAACUGACUCUUUAAGUGGGCUGCCAAGAAAGGAGUUCCUACCUACUUGAAAAACAUGGUGAAUACCUGUCAUAACUAUCCCAGGAGAUCCUAAGAGAGAGAAUUGGGAGCUCUGUGUCCAUGGAAUGAUGUCCCUGGAAGUGCUACAACUACUGAUGCUCAGCCUGCCUUUCCCUUUUCAGUCCUCAGAGGCCUGCAUGCUCUCCAUCACCUUAUCCCCAAGCAUGUUUGCCU